Molecule: messenger RNA, 2170 nt
Organism: Saprolegnia diclina VS20
Lineage: Eukaryota; Oomycota; Saprolegniomycetes; Saprolegniales; Saprolegniaceae
Exons: 10
Coding region: 25-2124 (699 amino acids)
Molecular function (GO): protein binding
Source: RefSeq, a predicted model, not a curated record
UUAGAAUCGAAAGAACGAGGCCGGAUGGCUUUCUUCAGCCACAAGGAGAUCGACUCGUGGAAUGGCGACUACAAGGAGACAAACCUCGACUGCGUUGGCUACACGGGCGCCGUCGUCGGUGUCCUUGGCAGCCGGGCAAUUGUACUCGGCGGGCGGGAGACCCCGGGUGAAGACUUCAACGAGACCGCGCUCGUCCUUGUCUUUGACCUGGUAACCGAGCGAAUCCUGUACGACUACGACGUCCAGGGCCGCAUCUCCCGGCGCAUCGGCCAUCGCGUCGCAGCGCUGCCGUCCAAGGCGUCGCUCUUUGUCUUUGGCGGCGAAAGCAUUGCCAGCGACAAACACGCCUACGAGAGCUUGGACGACGUCUACAGGGUUCAAAUGGACGCCAACAUCCUCACGAUCGAAGCGAUGCCGAAAAGGCACGAGGACGAGGUGCCGGCGCCGCGCGCGUGGCACUCGCUCACGCUCGUCAAGUAUCGUCCCGCCCAAGACGCGACCAAGGCCAAGGGCCAGGCAGUGCCGGCGGUCGGCGAGCCCGACGAAGCGCUGUUGCUGCUCGGUGGGCGCAGCUCAUCGGCGCCAGCGCAAAUGAAGGACGCGUGGGUAUACGUGACCGCGGACAAGGCCGACGAGCCGAGCGACGGAAUUGCAGCGACGCACAAGUGGCUCAAACUGCCUACGGAUGGCGCGUCGCCACUUCCGCUCGCCCAUCACUCGUGCGAGCAAUUGCUCGGCGGCGAGAAGGUCCUCGUCUUUGGCGGUGUCAAAGGCGCAGGGUCCUCACACCUCAACGACGCGAUCAACAUUCUGGAUCUCUCAACAGGCGCCGCGACGUGGAGCACGCUGGCCACAUCGCCGCUUCUCGCGACCUGCUUUCACGUCGCCGUCGCCAUGAGCGUCCCCGUCGAUGCCGCCAAUUCGUCCGACUACUUUCCUCAGACAACCACGGACGCGGUGCCUCUUGACCGUAUUCUGGUGCUUGGCGGCGUUGCGGCGGACGGAGCCGUCGAGAGUUCCACGUUUCUUCUGCUGAACGCUGCGACCGGCCACGUCGACCGCGUCACGGGCUGCUUGGCACUCCAAAGCUCGGUGGGCCACGCGCCGGUCGCAUCGCCCGACCGGCGCAAGCUCUACCUCUUUGGCGGGACAGCGGGCCACAGCUGGCGCAACGCGACGUCGGUCGUGGACCUAUGGCAGUACCAAUACGAGCCCGCGCCGGAUAUGUCGCGCUUUGAGAAGAUCCGCACCUUCCAGUACCCGAACGGCGACGUGUACAUUGGCGAGCUCGACCCGGACACGGACAUUCGGCGCGGCCUCGGGCGCUGCACCUUUGUCGACGGUCGCGUGUACGAAGGCCACUGGGCCGACGACGUCUUUGACGGACCUGGCGUCAUGACGUACGCCAACGGAGACAUCUACGAUGGCGCGUGGCAGCAUGGGACGCGCGACGGUCUCGGGAAGCUCACGAUCGCGCCGUCGCCGUCGACCAAUGUGGCCUUUUACGAGGGCGCGUGGAAGGCCGACGCGCGCCACGGAAGCGGUGCCUUGGGCUACGUAAACGGGUCGCUUUUGCGCGGCACUUGGGCGUCCGACACCUUUGACAGCUCCCAUGCGACGAUCGAAGAGUUUGCUCUCGACAGCACCCGCCUCGGGACGUUCGAGGGCGAGGUCGAGAGUGCGACCAAGGCGCCCCACGGCCACGGCCGCUUCGAGACGCACGGGUACCCGUCGCGCGGCGAGAUGUACGCGGGGCGCUGGGCCCACGGCAAGCGCGACGGCGAAGGGAUGAGCAUGCUCUACGACGGCACCAUUUACCGCGGCGAGUUUAAGAACGGCAAAAAGAACGGGUUUGGCACGUGCGACUACGCGCGAACGCGGGACAAGUACGAGGGCAAGUGGGUCGGCAACCAGCGCUGCGGCCAAGGCAAGUGCACGUACGCCGCUGGUUUCGUCUACGACGGCCACUGGGCCGCCGACCAGCGCCACGGCUUUGGCCGCUGCACGUACGCGGACGGCACGUUCUACGAGGGCGAGUGGAAGAAAGACGACUUCACCGGCGACGGCGCCCUCGUGCUCUGCGACAUGCGCGCGCCGCCGACGCCCGCGGACCGCGAGCUCUAAGGCGCCAUCGAGCCUCUCCUAAUGCUGCGCUUGUGUGUUGUUGUUG